Molecule: messenger RNA, 2859 nt
Organism: Colletotrichum gloeosporioides
Lineage: Eukaryota; Fungi; Ascomycota; Sordariomycetes; Glomerellales; Glomerellaceae
Exons: 3
Coding region: 1-2859 (952 amino acids)
Source: RefSeq, a predicted model, not a curated record
AUGGUUCACAAGGACUGGCUCGGCAAAGGAAACGACGCCUAUCACUUGAUUUCUCCUAUCACACCAAAGUCGGACAUUAGUACUGGCGAAUUAUCAUCGGUCGCACCCCCCUCCGCCCCAAGAAGUCGAUAUUGGACGCGAACAGUCAUUGGCCUGCUUGUGCCCCUCAGCGUCACGGGCUACUACUACUGGAUAUGGCAAUACCUUCUGUCCCGACCGCAAGAUGAAGCAAUCAAAUUUGGGUCAACAACCGAGAUUUGGGUGUAUUAUUCCUGGUUCAUUAUCGGUGUUUUUGCCCUGGAAUGGUCGAAGCAUGGCCUCGUCGGAGUUGAAGUUGCCAUGCUAGAGACGAAGACGUUUGGGGCGCGUCAUCUGGUCGCACUCUUAAGCCACAGCGAGGGGACCUGGAGCGGACCUGGCGGCUGGUUCAAAUGCAUCACAAAAGCCUUCAAGAAGAAUCAAAGCGGAGCCAAGACCAGCCUGGGAGAUUCUCUGAAGACCUACAAACUCUGGUACAUCCUCGCCUUCAUCAGCCUGUCUUUGUACGUCGGAAUGCCCCUCUCGGGUCUGACUAUGGAGCUAUCCGAUGGAUAUAUUCGGUUGAAAGAGGCUCCGAUGGUAGUUGGCCGAAGCUCGACAAAUUUUCACAAGAGAUAUGAAAUACAGGGCGAAACCAUCAACGCGCCGCAGGCUCUGUGGCAAAUGGGAUCCCCUGUCACACUGCCUGGUAUUGGAAUCAUAUUCACUCCAGACUAUUUCAACCGUGAAGGCCACGACAAUUUAGCUGAGACUCCAAAUCGUCUCCCAACAGACCAAAGGAUUCCUGAGAUGUUCAUCGUACCGCAGGCGCUUGGGCCGAUUUCUGGCAGGCCCUGGGGCCUUCGAGUCGGAUGCAACUGCUCAAUCGUCGAGGAUGUUUCUGAGUUUACUGUUCUGGGCCACUACACGGGUCAAUGGUGCCAUUCGUUUUGGAGUAUAAAUGGGAACUUGACAAAACCAUGCGCCACAGCUCAAAUGUUUGAUCGCACCAACAUAUGGUCAUACUCCGAGGUGGGGACCAGGUUGGACGUGAAAGAAACACAGGGUUCCCAGGAUACCAUUGGCAACAAACAGGAGCCGCUCGUCUCAACUGACACCCAAGUCAAUGUUCUUGAAUGGGCCGUCUGGCAGGCACGAACCAAUGCUUCAAUUGAUGCUACAGUUGAUGGUAAAGUUAUCGAAAUUGAGAAUUACAACAGUACUGUCGGCACCACCGUCCAGGGUAUCGGCUCACCUUUCAUGAAGGCUAGGAACGGGUCCUGGGUCAUGAAUACCACGUUCUUCGAACAAAGGAAGUAUACAAACGAAGUGGUUAUCACAACAAAGAAAAAUGUAACGGAGGAUACUUGGAACAAACUUGAUCACCCCCGCGGCACCAUCCAAGCUGCUGCUGCCAUUGGAGUCCGCUGCACCGUAAGAUCGGUGUUCGGCUUAGCAACGGUCGAUGCAAGAACAUCCAGCUUUUUCGAUUUCAAAAACGAAGAUCCGACUCCGUAUAACGAUCCAGAAGUAAAUGCGGAAGAACCGGUGAGCCGACUAGGCACCAUUGUGGAGUCUGUGGCAAUGGCGGCCAGUCUAGAGGACAUUUUCGCGUCAAUCAACAUUCGAGCCACGAAGUCUGAGUCAAACUCAGUUUUAGUUUCCAAUUUUGUAACCUCAGAAGAACUGCAGAAGUCGGUCUACUUGGCAUGGAACCAAGAAGUUCUUAACCACAUGUACGACAACGUCUACGGUUUCGAAAACAGCUGGCCUUACGCAAGCUUGACUUCGUCCAAGAAAGGCAAAGUCUUGACGAAGGGGGAGCUCCCGCCGUACAUUGGAGGAAAGACCAUCAUACAGAAACUGAAGCCUGCCGUGUUCGGCACCUUCGGCCUGCCCCGCAUCGGUGCCGAGGACGAGUGGCCAAUCCCGUCGCGUGAGCACCCGGAAGCGGGUCAACCGCAACAUCCGACACUUUCGGACGGAACAUGCGGCACCAAGCAGGCAGCAACAUCUUUGCAGCAGGCUGCCAUAUUGAAGCAGAUAGAAAAGAGACGACGAAGAUCCAAAUUUCUCAAGCGGCUGAUGUUAACCGUCCCAACUAUCAGUCAACCAAUCAAGUGUAAGUUCAGCCACUACCAGCCCCUUUGCUCAACGUGUGAAGCGAGUCUGACAUCCUUCAGUGGCGCCGAGAUGACUUCUCCAACCAACCAAGAAAGCUCAAAGCUAUUCGAACUGCCAUGGGAGAUCAGGGAACGUAUCUACGAAUACUACCUCACAUUCGACCAUGACGACUUCGGGGACACCCUCCGGCCUCUACAUCUUUACAUCGAGCAGGGAGGUUACUCAAAACCAAUCCCUCCCCUGAUGCUCACAUCCAAGCGCGCUUACCGAGAGCUCCAUCAGCGAGUCCAUUCGGAUGCCGUCAUGCGGGUGCACACAGCGGGCUGGGGCGACCGGCGCAUCGGCUUCGCCGUGCAUGGGAAGCUCCGCUUCGAACGCCUGCGCCGGCUGUAUGUGCUCGUCGCCAUGGAGUACCCCAAUUGGAACCGUUGGCUAGGAAUGCUCGGUGAAGUUGCCCGGCGAGCAACGAAUUUGAGCGAGUUGGUUGUAGAUUGGGAGCCGAGGCCGAGCAGCGGCAACACCAAGGUGUGGGAGGUGAAGCUAACGGAGAGAAAACACGACGAAUUCUUUAGAAUUAUUUCAGAUUUAAAGAAUCUUCAAGUGGUCAGGUUUCAUGGCGAUAUGCCAGCAGGAUGGAGGGAUCGAUUUGCGAGGGAAAUUUCAGCCAGGCUGGUUUUAUACAAAUCGAAAUGGUGGAAAGAACCGGGAAUGGAAUAG